This is a messenger RNA of Dermacentor albipictus, 5081 nucleotides long. Its product is annotated as cyclic AMP-dependent transcription factor ATF-6 alpha-like. Gene Ontology annotation, molecular function: RNA polymerase II cis-regulatory region sequence-specific DNA binding; DNA-binding transcription factor activity, RNA polymerase II-specific. The record is from RefSeq and is a predicted model, not a curated record. Lineage: Eukaryota; Metazoa; Arthropoda; Arachnida; Ixodida; Ixodidae. Gene Ontology annotation, biological process: regulation of transcription by RNA polymerase II; endoplasmic reticulum unfolded protein response. Gene Ontology annotation, cellular component: nucleus.
UUUAGAAUAGCGUCGUCCAUGUUGUGGACGUCUCACUGUUUGUGCUUGCCGGUGUGCGUCGUUAGCAUGCUAUAUGAUAACCGAUCUCACUGAGGAUUUAUUAUUAAAAAUGGACACCGAGCUCCUACCCUUUACAGGAGGUUUAAUGGAAAUCAAGCAGGAGAUCGACCGAAGUUUCCUCGCGGACAACAUGUUUUCUCAAGAGGACUACAACUAUAUUUUCAAAGAUAUGAGUGAUGAUGAUGUUUAUGAUCACAUUCUCCAUUCCUCUACACCAGAAUUCAGUGGUUCACAGGGUGACAAAGCCUUCAGCUUUAAUGAAUUUAACCUCUCCUCAACUGACGUAAAAAUGGAGCCUUGCUCCCGGGAGUCUCCAUGCAGCUAUCCUGACCCAGACACAUUUCUUAAUAAUGUUCAUGCAUCUGAUCCAAUCUUAGCACCAGGCCCAACCUCAGUGCCUGACACACCUCCUGACACCCCACCUACGCAGAGUGGCUCUAGCACUCCUCCGCAUCUGCUGGAUUGCCCAGGGUACUUUGUAGCUGUCUCAGCUGCUUCCAUUGCAUCAAAGCCAAGCUCAGCACAGUUUCCUGUGACAUCACCAAAUGUGGCACCUUCUGUGGUAACAGUAUCAUCGCCUCCAAGGUCAGCAGGGGAAAGAGCACAACAGACACUGAUGCUGACUCGGGAGGAGUUUAACCAGCUGACAGCACAAGGCGUGCUCACCAUUAAGACACCAUCAACAGGCAGUAGCAGUGUCAAGACAACAGCUGUGGCGCCCAAGAUUGUAACCCCGCAGCCAUUACCAAAAGUGGCUAAGGUGACUAUUCCUUCCCUCAACACUGUGGUUCCUGCAGCCAGCAUCAGUAGUGUUACGCCUGCGGCUUUGCCCAUUGUCAAGACUGAACCUGUCGCAGUCUCCAAUCCCACUGUCAUCUUUGGACCUUCACCCACACUGUUGCAACAGCUUAGUGAUAGCAAAGCACUAAAAAGGCAACAGAGGAUGAUCAAAAACAGGGAAUCUGCCUGCCUAUCACGAAAAAAGAGGAAAGAGUAUCUCCAGAAGCUGGAGCUUGAUGUGCGGGAGUUGGCCAGUGACAAUGCCAGGUUGAGAGAUGAAAACAAUCACCUUCGUCACAGAGUAGCCCAGCUAGAAUUGGAGGCAAAAAGAAGGCUGCCAUCCUCCAAUAUUAAAAAAACAACUGCUCUCAUGGCUGUCAUGUUUAUGCUGACAUUCAAUCUUGCUCCACUCAGUGGCCUGUUUCGCAGCUCAGUGCGAAGCGGUAGUGAUCCGCCAGUGCUUCCAGCAGCCCAGAACACACGGUGGGGGCGCCACCUUCUCUGGUCUCAGUCUGACCUGCCUGUCGAGAGCACCAACUUUGUCCCAGAGCUGCAGCCACCAAUGUCCGAUACUGGGGAGCUUCCUGCGAGCAAUGGUGGUGACCAGUCGGCAGAAUUUUUGGGUGCCCUGGAUGCUCACAGCACUGCACACAAUGGGUCCUUCAAGUGUCCAUCCUCCAUCAACCAGACUGAGUCCCUCAGACUGCAGAGCCAGCUGCGUGGCUGGGCUAACCAUGUGGAGCACAUGAACCUACGACUGACAGAGCAACGCAAGAAGCCCUCUCUACCACAGCAGCCACUGGUCCGAAAGCCUCGCCUGCAGACCUGGAUUAGUACUCGGUAUGGUGGCAGUGGAGUCUACGCUGAGAAGUGGGAGGCCAACAGAGGUGAAGACUACUUCCAGCUUUACCAGGCAUUGCGGAGAAGUUAUGAAGAACUCUACGAGGCAAUCCAGAGGAAAGAUGACACAUUCUACUUCGUCUCAUUCUCUGGGGACUAUCUUCUCCUAUCAGCAAAUUCUGAAAAUAGGACCAGAAUGCCAAGAAUGUCACUUGUCAUGCCUGCAGGAACAUUCAAUGAAUCUACACACAUGAUAAAGGAACAUGUGCCGAUGGUGCAAAUAGACUGUGAAGUUAUGAGUACCAAGAUCAUGUAUGUCAAAGAAUCGGUCAUUCCACCCCACUUGAGGCAACAGCAUCCCCGCAAUGCUACUCAGCCAAAGGCCACUGGAACUAAUGUAAAUGUUGCUGCAGUACAGACGAACGUGACAAGGCAAGAACCAAGUUCCUACGGACGAAACAUGUCCAACCACUCAAGACACCAGCGUUUGCCACUAAGAAACCAUACUCGGCGAAAUGGCUAGUAGUACCAUCCAACUGUCAUGUGAAGUGGCAUUUGGCACCUUAACUUAUUUGCGCGGCUGACCGAAUGCAAUUGUACCAGCCAAGACUCUACAACCUUUCUCUCUUAGUGCUUGCACAAAGACUCUGUGCGUCCUUACCUUUCUGUUUGGGCAACAACAUUGAGAAAAAAGGAAUUGUGUGUUCACACAAUGUGUGCGUGACUCAAAAUAUGGGCUGACUAGCAGUGAGGUAGUGAAUUGGAGUACUGCGAUUUGUGACUUUAAUAGUGUUGACAGUUGCAUGCCUUGCGUAGCUUGCCUAUGGGGUUUCUGCUUUUUUUCUUUUUUGCUUGUUUGUAUUAAGUGAAAAAGCAUUGAUUGCUGUGGUUUGUUCUGUGUAGCUUUUAUUAUUUUUAUGAAUUGGCUCUCACAUUUAAAUUUGCAGCACACUGAAAUCCUUGCCAUAGGUAACCAGUUGCAGUGGUUGCAGUUCUUUAUUGGUAUUGGCUGGCUGGCAUGCCGUAGCACUUGCGUACAGGGCUAUGUUAAUAAUGAUUGCCAUUUCUUUCUUUCAAUGAACCCUCUUGCUUUCUUCAAAAGCAUGUCUAUAUCAAAGGCUUAACACAACACAGAACUUUGCUGCAUGAACCCACUUACAGCUUACAUUACUGGCUGCAGUGCGUGAGUUAAACACACUGCAGUUGAAUAUAAUUUUAUGUGGAAGGGGAAAUAAUCACACUUAUGCUAAGUCUGCAUGUCAAUUUUUUCAUGGAAUUUGUUGACAUGCAAACUUUGCCUAACCUGCUGCGAUCACCAUUUUGCAGAGCAGGCUGGUCGGUUUUUGCAAUUUAUAUUUCCGUACCUAUUUGAUAGCUUGUUUUGUUUACAUUAAUAUAUGAUGGAGGCCUUGCCUUUGCCCAAAACUUUGACCAGGCCAUAUACAGCAUGAAAAACUGUACUUGCUAAGCAAGGGUGAGGUGCAGUUUCAUUGCAGUUAAACGUAAUUGAAUAUAUGAAACCUGAUUCUCAUUUUAUAGGUGUAUGUGUGAAGUAAUAGUCAGUUUCUGGUAUUUGAUGAUGUUCUACUAUUCCUGUUUAUAAAGCAGGCAAAUGAAAGCUGGCGCUACAAGCUAAGAAGUAAUUCGUUGAGUUGUCUUUGUACAGGCAAACAACUAGCUAUGUACAAAGGAGUGGACUAUAGUUUAAUGCGAUAAAACCAGUUUCUAGCUCUAAAAGUAUGAAAUUUGGUUGUAUUGCCAUCAUGCAGCAUUGUUAUGCAUAUUUCCUAAAUGCAAAUGAUGUGAUUUAUUGUCUAUGUUGUGUGUAAACAAUGCAUACUUUGAGAACACAUUCCAGGAUGACUGUCUCCUUUGUUGAAGGGUUGUUCUUCUGCAGAAAUAUGUAUAAUUUCAAAGCCUUGCCAGCCAGUGAUUUCAGUUUGUUGUGCCUGGGAACACAAAUACUUUGAGUACAUGUAACAAUCUGUGAAUUUCCGGGUUACAUUACUCAUCGGUUGCCGAUUGCUACAACUGCUGCUUAGUUUCUUGUCAUUGUUCUUCAUGCAGUGUUAAUCCCUGGUGGCAACACUGAUGCUUUCCAAGAAGGCAGAAAUCUCGAAAAACGGAUUAUGUACAUAUGUAGAUAUUUGCACUUCCACUGUCAUUUGAGGUGGUUCUUUUCCCCCGGUUUGGUGUAAUAAGUUGCCUUAGAGGCUGUAAACUCAUUAUUUCCUCGCUCAAUUCAUAUGCAUGCUACAGAAUUUGAUAACAUUGUAGAAUGAUUUUCACCAUAGAGACCAAGACUGUGUUUACAUGUGGCAUUAUCACACUGUACUUUGGUCAAUUUAUUGUGUUUUUAAAAAAUAUAUAUAUAUAUAGAUAGAUACACAUAUGCACACAGUUAUAUAUGUAUACAUCAAAGUGCUCAUAUACAAAAUGUUCUUUGCUGUUACUUGAAUAAUAUUUGUGAGGUUUCUACGCAACCAAGAAAGAGUAGCAAAAAAAUUGAAAUGCAGUCAUCGUGUUUGCUAAAUCCUGGCUUCUGUGAAGCUUGAAAUAUUCACCAUAAUUUAAUAAUAGUAGCUAUAGGAAAAUUUAUUACGAGUGAGGCUGUGGCAGUGUGCUGAAUUUAUCAUACAUUUGUGUGUGUGUUUGGCAAAUGUGUUUGUGUUCAUUUGGUGGGUUUCGUUGUGGCUUAGGUAGCACAUGAAGGGCAUAUUCAUUUGCAGUUAUGUAAUGCAUGUGCAGGCAUUGUUACUGUGUUUUAAGACCUUGUUGCCUUGCAUUUAUCCUACUGCACCUUGACUGUAAAACAAAAAUAGUGUGGUUCAUGUCACUGUUAAUGGAAACAUUAUAUGAGUGCAAGCACAGUUUUUCAUAUAAGAUUCAUAAAAAGAAAGAAAAGUAUGAUUUGAUUGUAGCGCAGUUAUUGUGAAUUCUUGUAUAGAGCUAGCUUGCCCAAGUUAGCAUGUAAUUCAUGUGCAAAAACAUUAGUUCAUUUAUCAAAGGCUCAUUUCAUAAAAUUAUUGUGUUCUGCACAUGCUUUAAAGCUGUGUGUCACAGGUUAAAAUGACAACAGUGUGUACGCUGUGUAUUCUUCGUUUAAUCCCUGAUAUGAUUGCAGCCUACAUUUAGUGCUGUGACUGGGGUAUAUCUACACUCGUCCUGAGACUCCUGUGCUUUGAGAUUGCGCUAAAUGUGAAAUGUGAACUUGACAUUUGCUUUUUUGCUUUUGCUGUUCAUAUUUUGCCAUACUCUGCCAUGUAUGUACUUCAGUUGCACUGUGGUAUUUAUUCUUUGGCACUUGUUUUAUUUUGUGUGCGCAUGCAUGUGCAAUGAUAUUUCCUAGUCCUGUGUUGUAUGAAACACACAAAAUAAAGUUGUAUACCUUAGUACACAAA